Molecule: messenger RNA, 1618 nt
Organism: Lolium rigidum
Lineage: Eukaryota; Viridiplantae; Streptophyta; Magnoliopsida; Poales; Poaceae
Product: dol-P-Man:Man(5)GlcNAc(2)-PP-Dol alpha-1,3-mannosyltransferase-like
Exons: 13
Coding region: 1-1299 (432 amino acids)
Cellular component (GO): endoplasmic reticulum
Molecular function (GO): dol-P-Man:Man(5)GlcNAc(2)-PP-Dol alpha-1,3-mannosyltransferase activity
Source: RefSeq, a predicted model, not a curated record
AUGGCGCGCACUCGGCUGGUCAAGGAGAGCUCCAUGAGCACGCCGGGCAAAAAGCCAGCGGACCGGAGGCGCCCGCUCCACUUCGCCGCCUUCCUGCUGCUCGCCGACGCCGCGCUCGUCGCCCUCAUCAUCGCCUUCGUCCCAUAUACCAAGAUCGACUGGGACGCCUACAUGUCCCAGGUGGAUGCGUUCCGGGACGGGGAGAGGGACUACACCAAGAUCGAGGGCGACACGGGGCCGCUGGUCUACCCGGCCGGCUUCCUCUACGUCUACUCUGCAAUCAAGUUCCUCACCGCCGGUCAAGUUUUCCCCGCUCAGAUUCUCUUCGGUGUCCUCUACAUUGUCAAUCUGAGCCUUGUUCUGCUGCUUUACAUCAAGAGUGAAGUGCUUCCUUGGUGGGCUUUAGGUUUGCUUUGCUUAUCGAAGAGGGUUCACUCCAUCUUCGUGCUCCGUCUUUUCAACGACUGUGUUGCUAUGACGUUGCUCCAUGCUGCUAUGGUUUUGAUUGUUUAUCACAAGUGGUACCUCGGUCUAAUUAUCUUCAGUGGAGCUGUCUCAGUUAAGAUGAACGUGCUCCUUUUCGCUCCAUCUUUGUUUCUACUAAUGCUGAAGGCUAUGAGUAUAAAAGGGGUCUUUGUUGCCUUGUUGGGAGCUGCAGGAGUACAGGUUUUGUUGGGUAUACCAUUCUUGUUGUCACAUCCUGUUGAGUACAUCUCAAGAGCUUUCAAUCUUGGGCGUGUCUUCAUCCAUUUCUGGUCUGUCAAUUUUAAGUUUGUCCCUGAGAAGUUAUUUGUGUCAAAAGAGCUAGCUGUUACGCUAUUGAUCUUCCACCUCUCUGCUCUUAUGGUGUUUGCACACUACAAGUGGUUUAAGCAUGAAGGUGGCUUGUUGCGUUUUGUGCAUUCCAGAUUUAAAGAGGCUACAUCAAUUCAACAGCUUAUUUCCUGCAAGCCAGUAAUGUCAAAUCUCAGUAAAGAGCAUAUUGUAACUGUCAUGUUUGUUGGAAACUUCAUUGGCAUUGUGUGUGCCCGAUCAUUGCAUUACCAAUUUUAUUCUUGGUACUUCUAUUCAUUGCCUUUUCUUUUGUGGAGAACACAAUUUCCAACAGUAGUAAGGAUCAUUUUAUUUGCUGGCGUGGAGCUCUGCUGGAAUGUUUAUCCUUCUACUGCCUAUUCAUCACUGCUUCUGUUGUUCCUGCACAUCUUCAUCUUGUUUGGCCUAUGGAGUUCACCUGCUGAGUACCCCUAUGUCGAUAAAAAGGACAAGACAAACAGUAAAAAAUUGGGCAAGGCAAUGUGAGGCUUCCCUGCAGAAUAUUUUGAUCUUCUGAUGUAGCAGUAGUGAAAACACUAGAUACAAGUAUACAACAGCAGAAAGGUCUUAAAUCUGAAAAGAAGUACUUUGACACACUGUACUUUCAGACUUUUAGCAUGCCUACACUUGGUGCAGGCCUAAGUUUUCGAGGUGAACAUCUACUCAUACAAAAGACGCAACAUGUCAACGUAUAUGGAAACGUUACCAACUAUGGUGCUGUAUAAUCUUCUUUGUGCGUAGCCACUGUUGUUAUACUAUAUUAUUAACUCGAAAGUUCUUCUGAAAAACUAUACCCUUUUUGCUC